Molecule: messenger RNA, 645 nt
Organism: Parathielavia appendiculata
Lineage: Eukaryota; Fungi; Ascomycota; Sordariomycetes; Sordariales; Chaetomiaceae
Exons: 3
Coding region: 1-645 (214 amino acids)
Source: RefSeq, a predicted model, not a curated record
AUGUAUUUCGACGGUCUGCGCGUGCCCCUUGAUGGAGAGUUCGGAAUCUCCAAAGGAAAUCUAUUCUCGUGGGUGCCCGCCAGGGAUUUGAGGCCCUUCGACUCCGACGACCGACCCCGAAUGCCGGACCGUCCAUGGCUUCGGAGCCGCCCAGGCUUUCUGUCAGAGGAUGAAGAACAUGGCGGGAGCGGGGAGUUACGGGAGCCACGCUAUGCUAGUGAUCAAUAUGUACAAUACAACCACCGGGCCCAAGACACGCAUGGACCUACGCCGCUAGCAGCAUCCAAUCCUCGAGCACAGCUGGUUGAUCUCUCUGCCAUGCCGGAAUCGAACAACACGUCGAACCCUGAAGGAUUGGAUCCCGAGGAUCCUGGCGUCUGCUACUCGGUUGAUCAUGAGACAGGGAAUUGUAUCGAGUCUACCCACGAUGGCCAUGCUCAUGAGACGUACCAGCUGGAUGGAAUUGGAGAAACCCCGACCGGCCUCAGGCGCCAGUCCCAGCCGCGGCCGUUCAAGCUACAUCAGGCCGAGAUCCAGAAUUUCAUGCUCAUUUCGGAGCCGCCCGACCAUCAUCGUCAGUAUCUGUCCAGCCGUCAGCACCCCUGUUUUCUCCAGCUCACGCACGGGUCCCCCUACCGCCGCUAA